Rotaria sp. Silwood1 is the source of this 1089-nucleotide messenger RNA. NCBI's taxonomy places the organism in Eukaryota, Metazoa, Rotifera, Eurotatoria, Philodinida, Philodinidae. The record is from the annotation of a GenBank genome assembly.
AUGGAAGAUCCACCUGAAAAUGUGGACAAAACAAUACUUGAUCGUAUUCAAGGUUCAAUGGUGGGCAUGGCUUUGGGUGAUGCUCUCGGUGCACCUGUUGAAUUCAGACCCCCUGAGUAUUUUUUCAUAAAUCCAGUAGCAGACCUUCAAGGAGGCGGCACUUGGCGUCUCAACAAAGGACAGUUCACUGACGAUACUUCAAUGGCUCUUUGUCUAGCAAGUUCAUUGAUAGCUCGUCGUGGCUUUGUUCCUUACGACCAGUUGGUUCGUUAUAAAUGGUGGUACAACAAUGGUUAUAUGUCAUCAAUUGGAAAAUGUUUUGAUAUAGGCAUGGCUACUUGUGAUUCCUUGCUUGAAUUUCAACGACGUCAGAGAAAUUUUGCCGAAAAAUAUAAGAUUCCUUUGGAACAAUUGGAUUUUCUCUCUGACUUUGACCUUCUGGAAAAAUUUAAUGUAUAUUGUAGCGAGAAUGGCGUAGCUGGUAAUGGAGCGCUUAUGCGCCUAGCACCGGUACCUCUUUUCUUUUAUCGACAACCGAUAGCAGCUGUUGAAUUUUCGGGCUACAGUGGUCAAAUCACCCAUGGUGAUCAAAAGGCUUAUGAUGCGUGUCGAUAUUAUGGAGCUCUUAUCGUAGCUACUCUUCAAGAUGAAUCGAAAGACAAUUUAUUAAGUGAGAAAUUUUACCAAACCCACAUAUCAUGGUUCGGUAAUCAACGGCUUCACAAAGACAUUCAAAUGAUUUCUGAAGGAUCUUUCAAGAGAAGUGGUGGCUUAAUGGAUGGAAUUCGAGGACAAGGCUAUAUUGUGAAUGCUCUUGAAGCUGCUCUAUGGGCAUUUUGGUCAGAUGAAAAUUCGUUCGAAAAAGGUGCACUCUCUGCUGUUAAUCUAGGCGAUGAUACGGACACAACGGCUGCUAUCUAUGGUCAGUUAGCUGGUGCUUACUAUACCUACAAGAAUUUGCCUAAAAAAUGGCUUGAUCAUGCUUAUGCAAGAAACUUCAUCCAAUGUUUGAGCAAAUGGAUUACAUAUGAAGGAAGCAAAUGGAAUUCAGAACAUGUAUCAAGCGCGACUAAAAAAGAAACAAAAUAG